Molecule: messenger RNA, 1716 nt
Organism: Xiphias gladius (swordfish)
Lineage: Eukaryota; Metazoa; Chordata; Actinopteri; Istiophoriformes; Xiphiidae
Gene: syt14a
Product: synaptotagmin XIVa
Exons: 8
Source: RefSeq, a predicted model, not a curated record
UUUCCAGGUGGCGAGCGUAACUGUGGAGUACAUGAGCUGAUCUGCGUCAGAAAAGUCUCUCCAGAGGUGCUGGGGUUUCUGACAGCCAUCGGACUCUUCAUCAUCCUCAUGACCCUCCUGUUCUGGUACCUCAAUAACAAGUUGGCACUAGAGAACCAAGGGAGCCUUCAGUGCCUUGACGACUUCAGGAAAAACACAGAGCUGCAAGACAAGGCCUACUCUGACGCCGACCUGCAGGGCUCAUCAUCGGACAGCGAGGAUGAGCUGAUGGGUCAGUAUCAGGAAGCGGUCAGCCGCUCCCAGGGCCUCCGGGGAGGAGCCAAGGCAGCCGCUAAUGUCAAACACGCAGGAGGUUUCAGCUGGGAGAGCCGGCAGAAGUACAGCCCCCUGACUGAUUAUGACGGCUACAGCAGUGAAGCUUCAGCUGACGACGUCAACUGCAUCCAGCGGAUGAGACGAACGCCACCACUGGAUGAACUUCAGCCACCGCCCUAUCAGGAUGAGAAUGGCUCUCCACGGAUGUCCUGCACAUUGUCAGACCUGGGAGAUGCCAAGUGUGAUUUAUCCCAUACCAGCGGCAGUCCCCACCUGUCCUUCAGCAAAUGUCCUAGUGAGGGCAGUGACGGCCAUGAGACUGAGAGUUACCUCAACAAGGGCUAUGAGGAGGAUGUGCCCAGCGACAGUACCGCCGUCCUUAGCCCGGAGGAUAUGUCAGCCCGAGGAUCAGCAGCACAGCUCCCUAAAGGUUAUGAACCAGAUCCCGUUGCAAAAUAUGGCACCCUGGAUGUGGUCUUCGACUACGACUCAGAGGAGCAGCAGCUGGCAGUGACCAUUAUGGCAGUAACUGACCUUCCAGCCCACAAACGCACUGGCAACAUCUCCUGGCAGGUCCACCUGGUGCUGCUGCCCACCAAGAAGCAGAGGGUAAAGACGGGAAUCCAGAGAGGCCCGUGCCCCAUAUUCACGGAGACCUUCCGCUUCAGCCAUGUGGAGUCAGAGAUGAUCAGCAAUUAUGCCAUCCGAUUCCGCCUUUACAGUAUGCGUCGGUUGAAGAAAGAGAGGGUGCUCGGGGAAAAGGUGUUCUACCUCACCAAGCUCAACCUUCAGGGCAAAAUGUCUGUGCCGGUCAUAUUAGAUCCAUGCUGUGCUCUCCCGGGUGGUGAAUCCCAGGUCAGCCUCUCAGAUAUGACAUGCAGUGAAACCGCCUCAUCAUUCCAGUCAGUAAGUCAGACGUCCACACCAGAGAUCCUUGUGGGCCUGGUGUACAACGCCACAACAGGACGUCUCUCUGUGGAGGUCAUCAAAGGCAUCCAUUUCAAAAACCUAGCUGCCAACAAGCCACCCAAUGGGCUGUUCUGUUGUCUAAAACACUUGAUAGGUGGACAGGUUUAUAUUAUCAGAGAUACAUACGUUAAGCUGACCUUACUGAACUCCAUGGGCCACGAGAUGUCCAAGUGUAAGACAUCCAUCUGUCGAGGUCAGCCCAACCCAACCUACAAAGAGACGUUUGUCUUCCAGGUAGCCCUUUUCCAGCUAUCGGACGUCACGCUCAUUCUCUCUGUCUACAACAAGCGCAGCAUGAAGCGUAAGGAGAUGAUUGGCUGGAUUUCACUGGGCCUCAACAGCUCUGGAGAGGAGGAGCUCACCCACUGGACUCAGAUGAAAGAGUCCAAAGGACAGCAGGUCUGCCGCUGGCACAGUUUGUUGGAGUCCUAA